Phyllostomus discolor (pale spear-nosed bat) is the source of this 1643-nucleotide messenger RNA. RefSeq names its product selenoprotein I (gene SELENOI). Gene Ontology annotation, cellular component: endoplasmic reticulum membrane; Golgi apparatus. Gene Ontology annotation, molecular function: ethanolaminephosphotransferase activity. The transcript has 10 exons. Lineage: Eukaryota; Metazoa; Chordata; Mammalia; Chiroptera; Phyllostomidae. The record is from RefSeq and is a predicted model, not a curated record. Gene Ontology annotation, biological process: phosphatidylethanolamine biosynthetic process.
UCGGCUCUUUUACCAAUAUUACCAGCCCAGUUCUUCCUAUCCUUGCCUAGCUAGGGCUGGUGUUUCCGCACCCCGUCGUGGACAGUGGCUGCUGAGUGGCCGCUCUGUGUUCGGGUCGUCAUGGCUGGUUACGAAUACGUGAGCCCGGAGCAACUGGCUGGCUUUGAUAAGUACAAGUACAGUGCUGUGGAUUCCAAUCCCCUCUCUCUGUAUGUCAUGCAUCCGUUUUGGAACACUGUAGUAAAGGUAUUUCCUACUUGGCUGGCUCCAAAUCUGAUAACCUUUUCUGGCUUUCUGCUGGUUGUAUUCAAUUUCCUGCUUAUGGCAUACUUUGACCCUGACUUUUAUGCUUCAGCACCAGGCCACAAGCAUGUGCCCAACUGGGUCUGGAUUGUAGUGGGCAUCCUCAACUUCGUAGCCUACACUUUAGACGGUGUGGAUGGGAAGCAAGCCCGCAGAACCAAUUCCAGCACCCCCUUGGGGGAGCUUUUUGACCAUGGCCUGGACAGCUGGUCAUGUGUUUACUUUGUGGUGACUGUGUAUUCCAUCUUUGGACGAGGAUCAUCUGGUGUCAGUGUUUUCGUUCUUUAUCUGCUGCUGUGGGUUGUUUUGUUCUCUUUUAUCCUGUCCCACUGGGAAAAGUAUAACACGGGGGUUCUCUUCCUGCCGUGGGGAUAUGACAUUAGCCAGGUGACUGUUUCUUUUGUCUACAUAGUGACUGCGAUUGUGGGAGUUGAGGCCUGGUAUGAACCUUUCCUGUUUAAUUUCUUAUAUAGAGACCUAUUCACUGCAAUGAUUAUUGGUUGUGCAUUAUUUGUGACUCUUCCAAUGAGUUUAUUCAACUUCUACAAAAGCUACAGAAAUAACACCUUGAAACACAGUUCAGUCUAUGAAGCCAUGGUUCCCAUCUUCUCUCCGUGCCUGCUGUUCAUUUUGUCUACAGUGUGGAUCCUGCAGUCGCCUUCGGACAUCUUGGAGCUCCACCCGAGGCUGUUCUACUUCAUGGUCGGGACGGCCUUCGCCAAUAGCACAUGCCAGUUGAUUGUUUGUCAGAUGAGCAGCACGAGGUGUCCAACUCUGAGCUGGUUGCUGGCCCCUCUCCUCCUGGUCGUCAUGGUGGUAACCCUGGGGGUCUCUGCGCACACCGAGAGCCUCCUCCUGUAUGCACUGACAGCUGUUUGCACUCUGGCGCACAUCCACUACGGAGUACGAGUGGUAAAGCAACUGAGCGACCAUUUUCAGAUUUACCCCUUCUCAUUGAAGAAGCCAAACUCAGAUUGACUAGGAAUGGAAGAAACGAAUGUUGGCCUGUAGUCCACAGAGAGAAGUACUGUAAAUAAGAUGCUUGUAAAUAUUUCAUCCAUCACCUUCGAACUAAACUGAUCUGUUUAACAGACAUGGGAACUCUGCGUGUGGUACUUGAACAGCAGGAAUGGUACACAUCAUCUGAAACUCGGGAUUUCGAACCUACUAACUCCCAGCUUGUUUUAUUUUUUUAUAAAACCAUGUGAUGUUUCGGUUCAGCAUAAUGUACAUUAGACCAGCAAAAUGUUUCUAGUGAUUUUAGCUUCAUGAGUCCAUAAUGUUUUGGUUCAUACAGAGUUAAAGAUGCUUUAUUUUUAUUAUUUUCAAAGCCCCCGAAU